AUGAUGGGUUUAGGGUCUUUGGGCAGUGGAGUGCGAGGAAACUCAUCGUCAUCAACCUCAAAUUUAUCAGCUUUAGCCCCGCCUUUUACUGUUGAAAGAUCAAACCCUAAACUCAAUUCUAUCCCAAAUUUGCAUUUCUCGGAUUCAUCAUAUGCUACUGCACGAGAUGGCCAAACAUGGCAAUAUCCACUCCCUUCGGCCCCUGGACCUGAAUUAAAUAUUGAUUCCACAAUAGUUACUAGCUUCCCUUUCGCAUAUUCCAGUCCUGGGCCUAUUAGCCCACCCAGUACUGAUUGGUCUGCGCCCAUUAGCACUCCUGGUGCCAAUUGGUCUGCUUUGAGCACUAAUGCUAAAACUUCAGCUGAUGUGCUUUCAUAUGCUGGUGAAGUCAAGCCUUAUUAUUCCCCUUAUGUUUCUCCUAUAGUUGGCAAAGAUAGUCCAUCCGUUGUUGACUAUGGGCCUUUUUAUGAUCCGAGGGCCACUUCUGGACCGGAUUUAUCCCCUCAAGUCGAUUACAUCCAGGCCUUGUCCGGCUUGGAAUACGCUUCACAGUGGGAUGAUGCUUGGGCAUUUGAUGAUGGGAAACAGGCCAAACAGGUAGAACUUGAUAGGAGUUUUUCUUCCAAGAAGGUGAAUAUUGGUGAUUCACUUGUUCCUAAAAGUUAUAUUAGCCCAGGAGGAGUUCAUAGUAUUGGAUAUGGGAACAGCUGUAAAGAAGAUUUUGGUAUAUCAUAUGGAAAACUCAAUCAUGUUUCCGGAAGAGAAAGCUAUAUUGGACAUAUGGAUGACAAAUCAUGCUUGGGGCAAAAUCAUAGCUUCCUUUCUUAUGAAUCUUCUAGAAUGCCUACAUUGAUGUCUGGUUCAGCAUAUCCAAAAUCUCGCCCUCUAGAGCUGUCUCCUGAACAAUCUAGGAACUUCUCACACCAUCAAAAGCUGAAAGGUCCAUAUGAAAAAUGUUUGCAACCCCUUGAAUCAUCCUUUAGUGGUUCUAUGUCGAUAACAAGAUCUUCCCCAGCUGUGGUCAUCAGGCCUCCACCUGCCGGAAACAGUUCAUUUGCACAAAACGCCGCUCCUAAAACAGUGGACGUAGACAAUAAUUCAGGUGUCCACCAGGGUGAAUUUGAUGUCAGUAAUAGUGCCAAACAGAAUGAUCCGUGCCUAAGACCAAUUGAAGCUUCCUUCGACACUGGCCAAUUCACGUCUCACAAAAAAGGAUGUGGAUCUCAUCUGCCCGGUAUAAAUGUCUCAGAUGGCUUCUCUUUGGCUGCAAAUGGUGUUCAAGUUGUGAAGUCUACUGAGAAUUCUUCAGAUAGCAUAGAUAAUUAUGCUCCUGCAGUUGACUCACCCUGUUGGAAAGGAGCGCCUGUUUCUCACUUUUCGCCGUUUGAUGACCUUGAAGUUGGCGAGUCACCUUGUUCUAAGAAGAAAUUGGAAGAAUGUUAUGAUUUUGAUCAUGAAGCACAUAAGCUUUUCCUCUCAUUAAACGAUUCCAAGAGAGCCUCCUCUCAAAAGGCAUUCGGAGGCACAAACCAUGAUGAAAGUCGAUGUGCAGGAAAUAUUAUGCCACUUUCUUCUGAGAGAAGCUGGGAUGCUAAUUGUCCGACUAUAGAACAGAGUUCAACCGAUGCUUUAAAAGAUGGAUUUGAGAUUUCAUCUCUGAAUAGCAGUAAAGGAGUUGGGAUAUCUAAUCCCCUUCACAAGCCUAAGAAAGAAUUUGUCCCUAAUGACUCAAUGAGUGUGUACGGCCAGAAAAUAUCCAAUGCAAAGCAUUCCAAUGCUGAAGUGAAUGAUAUCCCAUAUAUGAAGCUCGGUUUACAGGCUAGUGCUGCUAAUUAUGUGAUGACCUUUAAUGAUGCUUCUGAAGGUGGCAAUGUUGCAUUUCACGCUGCGGAAAAUGUUUUAUGUUCACCUUCUUCAGAGGAAGAUGCCUUCGAGGAUGAUAAAGUAGAGACCAAUCCAAAUUUGGAUGUUCAACCAAUGAUAAAUGCAAUUCAUGCCCUUUCGGAGUUUCUUGCGAUGAAUUCUACAAAUGAUACAUUUGCUCUGGCAGAGCAUAACUAUGAUGCUCUUAAGCACGUGAUCAGCAAUCUUGAGGCGUGUAUGACUAAGAAAAUUGUUCAUAGAACUUUGAACAAGGAACCAGUUGUUUCCGCUGGAGACAUUUUGGGUAAAAUUGUGGAUACUCAUGAUAUGACUACUGUUGUAGGCAAGCCUCAAGUUACAAAUGAAGCUCUAAUCUUUCACGAGCGACUUGAUUAUCAGCGAAUGCAUGAAGAGAAGAGAGGUAACCUUUUUCCUGGUAAGAAAGCUGAGAGUUCAUCACUUGUUUCACCCUUAAGGGGUGAUGCGGACUUACCAACAGACCAUAAUAUGGCCCAGGCUAUAAAGAAGGUCCUCGAUGAGAAUUUCCUCUAUGAUGAAGAAAUGGACUCACAAGCACUUCUCUUUAAAAACUUGUGGCUUGAGGCAGAGGCUAAAUUAUGUUCCAUCAGCUAUAAAGCUCGCUUUGAUCGAAUGAAGAUUGAAAUGGGAAAGUUCAAAUCCAAAAAGGAAGAAGGAAAUUGCGCGGUUGUUGAGAAGAAGUUGAAUUUUCAGAUUUCACCCAAUCCAAGCACAGAUUCCAAUCGCCCACCUGUGGAUCAAGAUGGUGCAAUUCCCAAACCUGGGGUCUGGAAUGCUUCUGUUCCCAGCACAAGUGGCGAUGCCGAUGAUGUUGCAUUGGUGAUGGAAAGAUUCCAUAUCUUGAAGUCUCGGAAUGACGGCAAAAACUCAGUAAAUACAGAAAAGGAAGAACUGCAAGAAACGGAUGAUUUUGAGUAUGCGGGUUCUAAAAACCCUGCCCAUAGCCACGGUGAUGAGGUUGAGGCAUCCAUCAUGGACAGAUUCCGUAUCUUGAAAUCAAGGAAUGACAACUCAAAACUAAUAAAUAUAGAAGAUGAACAACAGCCCAAGAUGGAUGAUUUUGAGUAUACGGGUAAGAAAAACCUUGGGCCAUGCACAAAAGACCAAUCAGAAUGUGAAAACUUAAAUGUGGACGUGAAAACUCAUUUCCCGCAACGAACCAGCAGUCUCAGUGAAGGAAAAUUCGGCUCUUUUGUUGACGUGUCUGGAUACGAAUCUGUGAAAGAGUUCCGUCGCUCUGUCAGAAAUGAUCCGAUGGUACAUUCAUUAACUAAUGACAUGCUGAGAAAUCAAUUUUCAUCAGGAUGGUAUGAUAAUUCCACUUCAGAUUGGGAACAUAUACUCAAAGAUGAUUUUGCAUGGAAAAAUUGA
Fraxinus pennsylvanica is the source of this 3273-nucleotide messenger RNA. Lineage: Eukaryota; Viridiplantae; Streptophyta; Magnoliopsida; Lamiales; Oleaceae. The record is from the annotation of a GenBank genome assembly.